AUGACAAUCUCCAAAACUGACGACGAUUCUUUCACAAACAUUAACAACGACGAUCAUCGACGUCUCAGUCUCAUCGACAUUUCUUCCGCCGACGAUUCUCUCAUCGCCAAUCCCUUCCACCAUAAUCAUUCAUCAGGUAAAUUUUUCACUCCAAAUUCCAAAGACGAAUUCCACGAUGCUGCUACUAAAAUCAACGAGUGGGAGCGGGAAUCUCGCCCAAAUGAGAUUCAAAACAACAAGAUUAAUAUGCGCCAGAGCUUAGCUUGGGAUACUGCAUUUUUUACAAGUCCCGGUGUUUUGGACCCUGAGGAGUUGAGUAGUAUGAUAGGUAGUGUUGAGAAGGCUGACAAGCGCGCAUCAUCAUUACCGGCGAUUCAAGAGGAUGUGCAUGGUUCAUGUGAGUCUAUCUCUACCUCUAGAAGCAACGAUAGCUUAACUCAGGAGAGUCUAGAGGAUGUUGAUUUGUUUCAGGAUGUAAGAGCUUCGAUUCAGAACUUUGGCAGGAUGUCUGAUUUGGCAAGGGCAAACAGAAAUGUUCCAUCUAGGUUUCAAGCUGGUGGCUCUUUGACAGCGGUUGGCAUGGCUUCUUGUAAGUCUCCAAGCUCCAAGAGUCCUAGUGCAGGCAUGCAAGGCACACAGAAGUUACCAAAGAAGAAUCCUAUUACUCCACACCUUUCACGGAAACCUGUUGCUAGAAGGGAAGAGCCAUGUAUUUCAAAACAACCAAAGACGCUAGGAAAUUCUAGUCCAAGUUCAACAAUAUCAUCCAAUAGAAGUUCCCUUGGCGAUCUUCAUGUCAAAAGCGAAAAGGACGGGGCAAAUAAAAACAAUUGCGGCAAGGUAAAUUCUGUGAUGAACACAACUACAACUGUCAUUAAGGGUUCUCAAGUUAACAAGCUUAAACCUAUCACAUCAUCCAAAUCCCCGUUAGGUCCAUCAGUUGCUACAAAAACAAAAUCAUCAAUAUCUCCAUCUUCAAGCAGCAACUUAUCCCAUAAUAUUAGCAAAUCAAAAUUGAUUUCCUUGAAAAGAACAAAAAAGUCACCCUCUUCUUGCUCAGUUAUCAGAACACCGCCAAGAAUUGCUUCGAGAGAUAAAAUUGGGUCUAGCAAUUCUAGUCUUUCAGGCUUGGUGUCUGCCACCAAGUUCUCUCCUUGUAUUUCGCCUGCUAAAUCUACAAGUGAUUGGUCAUCAGAGUCAUCGUCAUCAUCUUCUAUGACUAAAUUUAGGUUUAACAGUUCAAGCACUACCUUUCACAGUAUCUCUAACAGAAAGCACUUACCAGAGAAUGGUGCUCAACAUAUUUCAAAUUCUAAAAUAUCUCCGAGUAGUUCAAGCAUGGAAGGGAAGGAGACUAGGGAUGCUAGAUCCAUCGGUCAGUGUGUAAGGACUGCUGCUGCAGGAAUGGUUCUUACCCCCUCUCCCAAGAAACCUUUAGGCCUACGGCAACCAUCACCCAAGAUUGGCUUCUUUGAAGGAGUGAAAUCAUCAGUCCGCACUCCACACAAGGAGAUGAAACUACAGACUAUAAUGCCACAAGGUAGGGUCAGUCCUUCCGAAGGCCAAAACAAAGCGAAGCUUGGAAAGCUGCAAUCACCAAGAUCAAUCAUACCAACUAAAAACAAAGAGUUUGUUAACCAGCAAGCUUUGCAUCCAGUUCCUCUUAAUCAAUCAUCAGAUGUUAAGACCUUUAUGGCUUUACCUCAUGCCAAAAGCUCCGCUGUUGCACCUGUGGAUGUUCCACAACCAUCACCCAAGAUUGGCUUCUUUGAAGGGGUGAAAUCAUCAGUCCGCUGUCCACGUGGGGGGAUGCAACCACGCACUAUUGCGCCACAAGGAAGGGUCAGUCCUUUUGAAGAUCAAAACAAAGCAAAACUUGGAAAGCUGCAAUCACCAAGAUCAAUUAUAUCAACUAAAAACAAAGAGUUCGUUAACCAGCAAUCUUUGCAUCCAGUUCCUCUUAAUAAAUCAUCAGAUGUGGAGACUUCUAUGGCUCUACCUCAUGUCGAAAGCUCUGCUGUUGCACCCAUGGAUGUUCGAAAUCAAAUGUAUCUUAAAGCUGGUGUAGGUAACUUGGAUGCCAAUAGCACCAUAGUCGAAGGGCACAUUAGACGUGAACACGAUCCAAGUCUUGGCUUUACACAGGGAAAUUCUCAGUAUGAUGAUGAUCAAGUUGAUUGUUUGAGCAGACAAGUUGAACUUAUGGAUAUAAAUUUGAAGACACAAACAUAG
This is a messenger RNA of Trifolium pratense (red clover), 2232 nucleotides long. Its product is annotated as ankyrin repeat domain-containing protein 17-like. The record is from RefSeq and is a predicted model, not a curated record. The coding region runs from base 1 to 2232 and encodes 743 amino acids. The transcript has 9 exons. Lineage: Eukaryota; Viridiplantae; Streptophyta; Magnoliopsida; Fabales; Fabaceae. Gene Ontology annotation, molecular function: microtubule binding.